AUGAAUUCUGCUGGGUGGAAUUGGGCCGGCUUGGCCGCUAUAUGGGGAGUCUUUACGCUUUGGGUGCCCUUCGUGGUUCUUAUAUCGAGCUGGACCACCUUCGGUGCGGUGCAGGAGAUGAUUCCAACUUUGAAGGAGGUUGUGAAGCGGCACAUGUGGCUGGACAAGCUGCUGACAGGAGUCUUUGCGACUAUCGCGCUGAAGGUGUUUCUUGCAUUUUUGCCAUCUGCAAUGUACGCCAUCAUCCGAACCGUGAUGAGCGUGAAGUCGGGCACGGAGGUGCAGAUCAAGAUGCAGAGUUUUGGAUGCAAAGAGCUGGCCUCCACUAGACUUCCAAAGCUGGUCACUUCCCUGAGCCGCGGCGUGACCCUGACUUUGGCAGCCAACUCAGUUAGCAUUGCGCAGAAGCCGGGACGUAUCUUCCGUGUCCUCGCGGAUUUCCUGCCAUCGGCUUCCCAUUUCUACUUCAACUAUAUGGUCCUCGGAUGGAUCGUGCCAUUUAUGGAGCUGGUCAGAAAUGCGAACUUCUGGAAGUUCCAUCUUUGCAAACUCUUCCUAUCAAUGUCGGAGAAGGAGGCGAAGGAGUACAGCGAACCUGAAGAUCCAGCGAGCUAUGGACUUGGAGCUCGCAUGGCCUCGUCACUUCUGAUCUCUGCAAUCACGUUUGCGUUCUGUUCAUGCUCCCCACUUAUUCUGGUAUUUUCAUUCAUAUCCUUGAGCCUGUCGCACGCCAGCUAUACAUAUCUCGUGGUGUAUGCUGAGUCGAAAAAACCAGACACUGGUGGCGUUCUGUGGGUCCAUGGGAUAAGCUACCUGUUCUUGGUGAUCCUGAUGUACAUACUGCUGAUGACUGGAGUUCUGCAAAUGCUCAGUUCGAGUGGCAAAUGGCUGGGGCCACCUGUGGUCGCACUUGCGUCGACUUUUGCCCUUUAUGCAGGAAAACAUCGGGUGGACAGCCUGGCUUUUGAUGUUCUCCCUCUGGAAGAGGUGGUCAGGACAAGCCAGGACUUGAGCAAGAAGGCUGUGCGCGAACAGGGCCAGUACGUGCAGCUUGGCCAUGCUUCAGCAGUGGUCACUAUGCAGACAAAACUGAAUCUUCUUUUAGGGUGA
Messenger RNA from Symbiodinium necroappetens, 1110 nucleotides. The record is from the annotation of a GenBank genome assembly. Lineage: Eukaryota; Dinophyceae; Suessiales; Symbiodiniaceae.